Molecule: messenger RNA, 1612 nt
Organism: Anopheles coluzzii
Lineage: Eukaryota; Metazoa; Arthropoda; Insecta; Diptera; Culicidae
Gene: RYBP
Product: YY1-associated factor 2
Exons: 2
Coding region: 377-850 (157 amino acids)
Biological process (GO): positive regulation of DNA-templated transcription
Cellular component (GO): nucleus
Molecular function (GO): DNA binding; transcription coregulator activity
Source: RefSeq, a predicted model, not a curated record
UGCACACCACAAACAGAAAUUGACGUUCGUGUUGUCACUGCGGAUGUUACAGGACGGAAAAUUAUUUCGAUCGGAAAAGGUUUUGAGAAACACCUAACGCCCUUUUCGGAUGACUUUAACAUACAUUGCUUAUAUGCAAUGGGUCAUUUCAAUGUUUAGGCAUUUCAAGACGCUUUUCUGUAGAGAGAAUAUGCGCAUCUGUUGGCAACGAAACAGCAGAAAAUUUACUACGUAUAUCAGUGAAAAUUAAUUAGAUGCAUGUUAAUUUGUUGCAACAACAUACUGGUGUAUAAAUUUUUUGCACCAUCUUACGUACGGGAAAUCUAAACAACUCUAAUAUCAAUGGUGAUGUGAUUGUGCAUGCAACAUCGUAGCAAUGGAUAAAAGUAAAUCGCCUGUACGCCGUGCUAAACGUCAAUCGAAAGUGGUUGAAGAAAACUUCUGGGAUUGCAGCGUCUGCACAUAUCGCAAUACUGCCGAAGCCUUCAAGUGUUUAAUGUGCGACGUGCGAAAAGUUUACUCCGUUCCAGGUACAUCCACCCGAAAACCACGACUAAAUUCUGCCCUUGCGGCGCAACAGGCUGCAACACAAGCCUUUCCAGGGGCGUCCGGGGGUGCGCAAGUCGUAUCGAACGUGAAAUCUCCCGGUAACACAAAAGCACUAAGAAGCAAAAGCAAGCGAUCAAAGCAUCCAGCACGAUUAAAAAAUAUUGACCGUUCGAGCGGCCAAACGCGUGAAGUAACUGUAAAUUCAGUAACUGUUGUCAUCACCGAGUAUAAACCAAAGCCCUCCGUUAGUCGGCAUGAUUCGAGUGAAAGUUUUAGUGAGAGUAAUGAUUCUAGAAGCUAAGCAACUUCAUUUGCCCUGCACAUUUGGCUAUUAUUUUAGAUAAUAACAGAAUGUCGAGUGUUACUAAAACUAGCAGUUGCUGCUGCAUUAUGAUUGGUUUGCUCUGCUGCUUAUUCGUGAUUGGUAACGAUAGUAUCAUGUCUGUUUUUAUUCUCGAUUUGGGCUUCAUUUAAAGAAAGUGUAUGUCUGAAGUCAGUUUUACUUGUAAAACUAACUCAUUCUAGCCUUAUAAAUUAUAAGGGAGUUAUAGUUUGUGUAAAUUGAUUGAUAUUCAAUAUUACUCAUAAUAAGAUUCAAAUUUCUUAAACUAAAUAUUAUCAGAAGUCAUAAGAAAAAGAUCUGUAAUUUCCAUAAGUUAAUACUACGUUGAAAGUAUGAAGUUAUGUCUGAACUAAUAUAAUUUCUCUGUCUACAACUAUUAUUAUAUUAUAUCAACCUAGAGAUUUGUAAAAACCAAUCAUUUUCAAACACAUUGAAUGUGGUUAAGAGAUUGGCAUAUGAAGGAAAUUAUAAUUUAGAGUAGGAUAUGUAUGUUUUUUCGGCAAACCGAAUUAGGUAAACAGAUAAAUAAUUGUAAUAAUAAAAGCGAGAACAACUAUAUUGCAUAUGUUUCGAAAACUUUGAAUGAAACAUAGUAAAUCGGGGAUAUGUAAAACUGCCAUUAUUCCAACAAAAUACAACAAUUUAUCAUUAUAUCAGCACACUCCAAAAAUGCGAGUAUUGUAAAUGAAUAAAAAGAGUGCUAUGGUAGUGUUAAGUUUA